Messenger RNA from Mytilus californianus (California mussel), 3278 nucleotides. RefSeq names its product DNA replication factor Cdt1-like. The record is from RefSeq and is a predicted model, not a curated record. The transcript is spliced from 10 exons. Gene Ontology annotation, biological process: DNA replication preinitiation complex assembly; DNA replication checkpoint signaling; mitotic cell cycle. Bases 13 to 2037 code for a protein of 674 amino acids. Gene Ontology annotation, molecular function: DNA polymerase binding; DNA binding. Gene Ontology annotation, cellular component: nucleus. NCBI's taxonomy places the organism in Eukaryota, Metazoa, Mollusca, Bivalvia, Mytilida, Mytilidae.
AGAAUCAUAACAAUGUCCCAAGCUCACGUUACUGAUUUUUUCUCCACAAGAAAGAAGACGAAUGGGGGAAAUCCUUCGAAAAGAAGGAAACUUGGUGAAACUAAUGAAGUUGUGAACGUUUUUAGUGUACAAGAAACAAACAAAACACCACAACAUACAGUGAAUAACAACGUAAACGUCGAGGACACACGACCUGAAAAUGCUGUAUUGCAAACGUUACCUGAGGCAAAAUCUGCAUCAAGAACAAACAGAUCCACAAAGAAAAGGCUUCCAAAAUCAGUAGCAAGUAAAAAUCAACCCUUGUUGAAAGAUUUGUUUAAUCAUCAGUCUGAUAAGGAUGGAUAUCGUCAGGUCAUGGAAGAAGUUACCUCGGCAUGGGAUGAACAUGACGGACCCUUAUUAACCCCUAGUAAAAGGAACAAAGAACAGAAUGACUCGGACACUGAAAUGGCUCAAGGAUCGAAAAAAAGAUCAAGAUGUGGUGCAAAGAAGAUAGAAGUUGAAGAAACACCAGAGAAAUGCCUUGAAGAUAAUCCGAGAACAGAGGUUAAAGCAAGAAAACAGUUGAUUCUUAAACAGGUUGCUGACAAUAUAUCUGAAGAACAGACUCCCAUAAUUAACAAACCAGAAACUUCUACUUUUAAAAAUAUUCCUAUGUCACCAAGGUUAAAGAAAACUAUUGAGAAGGUUAAGCAGCUGGGUAGUAUUGAAAAGAAGUUUACAGCAGACAAUGUAAAAGACAAGCUAAAGAAAUGUGGACGCCUGGAAGAGAUCAAGGCACAGCUUUCACAAAUGAGUAAAAACUUGAAAGACCUGAAAAAGACCCCAGUAGAAAGUCCAAAGCUUGGAAAGUUUGAAACAGUUACAAUAGAAUCACCAGUGAAGGAAAUUAUAAAACCAAAAGAAGCUUCACCUCUCAAACAGAAAGCACCUGCUUAUGAAAGAUUCCAUUCUUUGGCAACACCAGCCCCGCCCACUUUGUCACUUCCUUACAAGUACAAACUACUGGCAGAGAUGUUCAGGAACUGUGAUACAGUUGUUAGUAUGUUACACAACAGAGCUGAAGUAUGUACGUUCUCCAAACUAAAGGCAGCAGUUCAGGAUAUGGGUAAAAGAAACUUUGAGAAGAAGAAUUUAGGACAGAUCAAAGCAGUUGACCCUACAGUCUAUACUCUUCGUCAGGAGAAAGGAUUUGCUGCUUUUGGUAACAAGAAAACUGGAUAUCAGCUCACAGUAGAAGCUAAUUUACCACAAGAAAAUAAGACUGUUCCUGUCAGCUAUAAAACUAGACAGACCUUCACUGCUAAACACUUGCUGGAAAGAAGAUCAGUGUUCACCAAUAAAUUGAUAUCCAUUGUUAAAAGACAACACAAGGAAUUCCUGUCAAAGUUGGACCGACCACUAAAUGUCCCAGAUGAUAAGAUUACUAGAUGGCAUCCCAAGUUCCGAUUAGAUGAAGUCGCUGAUAUUGAACCAUCAGAACUUCCAACACCACCCAAUGUAGAAGUGUAUCAAACAGCUAAAGAUGUUUUGGAGAAUGCUAGAGGAAAAGUUUUACCAAAUGUAGAGAAAGCAUUAGAGAAUGUUUCAAAUAACAAAAGAGAAACUCCUGCUGUUUCUACGGAUAAACCUAAAGACGAGCGUGAUGAAAUGAGAGGAGUUCCACAGACUCUACUAGACAAGAUCAGAGCAAAAGAAGCCAAGAAGAUUGAAGCAGCAAUGAUGAGGAAUCCUGUAGAAGACAAGAGACAGAAGAUGUUACAGAAAUUACCAGAAAUGAUGAGAAUUCUGCGAGGUCAUUUUGUAACAGAAAAGAAGCCAGCCUUGCUUAAAGCUGAUAUAGUCACUAAACUGGUUGAUAGCUGUAGAUCGGCUAUUGCUGUUGGUGAUGUAGAAGCCCAUUUAAGUUUAAUGAUUGAAGUGUUACCACAAUGGUUAAAGCAGGUGGAAAUAAAGAAAGGAAAGUACAUCAAAAUGGACAGGAAUCUGGAGUUACAAACACUCAUAGCUCAAGUCAAUAAAUCUAUACAGAGUUGAUGAAGGCAUUUUAACUUUUUAGUGCAAUUGUAAAUAUUUUUUUAUGUUGUAUGUAAUUAACAUUUAUGCUUAGCAAUGUAAGAUGAUUCAUCAUUAUUUUUUGUGCUUUUUUACUUUAAAAAGAUAUACAUGUAUUACUAGAAAUACCAUAAUGUACUUCACAUGUAAGUACCAAAAAUGUUACAUGUUAUUGAAAUCAUUGAGGAGCAGAUUUUUUUACUAUCUGUUUGGUAAUUUCUUUCUAAAUAUUUUACUAUUUGACAUUUUUAGAUAUAGCUGUAACAAACUAAGAAUAAAUAUACGAUAAAAGUAGAAGCAGAAAUCAUGUAUAUUGAUACUAUAAUUUUUUGUCAAAACAUGAUGAGUUUUUGUUUGAGAAAAAUUUCCAUUUCGUUUGAAACAUUUUAUUUUAUUGAACAUUCUAAAUUUGACACUGAAACUUUGCAUGCAUAGGCAGAUUCAGAGAUUCAAGGAUCUUAAAUAGCUAAAACAGUAGAUAUGUUUUUCUCAGGUUACAGAUUUGAUUCAGGUAUUUAUAUAUAUUGCACUAUCAUAACAGUGAUUAUAUAUAUAUGAUAUAUGAAUUAAAAAUAGUAGUACCCCAUGUGUGUUUGUGAUAGAAUAAAUUGAAAUAGGGCUAAAGGACAAUUACCUUUAUUUUUAUUUAAAUUUUUAAUUGCAUGAAUGAUGGAAACAUAUUUUUAUGCCUUGCAAGAUCUAAAGUAAUUAUUUGUUAUGUUUUAUAGACCACAACAUUUUAAUAACUUUCAUAUCUUGAUCCACAAAUUUAUUUUGAAAUUAGGAUACAAUCAGGUUCAGAGAAAUUUUUAUAUAUAAUAUCGUAAAAAUGUAGAUUUUAUUUUGCAUGCUGUAGAUGAUUUACAUUUAUUUUGUAUAAAGUAGAAAGAAGGGAUUUUUUUUUAAUGCAAUCUAUAAACAAUUUCCUAGUUGUACCUUUUUGAGAUAUUACUUAGCAAAAAGUAUUAUUCAAAUUAAGUUUUUGCGAUUGUAUAAUAUUUUUCUGUUAUUGUCAAACAAAGUGACCAAACACAUGUAAUUCUCUUAUUGUGAUGUUUAGAUUUCUUUUGAGAGUAGAAUAAAAUUUAUGGGUAUAGGAAAACUUUAUAUAAAAACAUAACUUUUUGUUUGCUAGAGAUGUAUUGCAUUUAUUUUGUAUAACUUGUGAUGGAAAAUGAUAACGCAUUGCAAAUAUAAGUUGUUAAAUAAAUUUGUUGAUUUAA